AUGGAAAUUAACUAUGAAAAUGCUGAUUAUUACGGGCAGGUUUUGGCCACCUCAGAAACCCCAACUCGCAGCGGCAAGGGUGUCCUUAAAUACCACAGUGGUAGGGUCUACCAAGGUUACUGGGCUAAUGAUCAGAGAGAAGGUGAGGGGUACGAAAAAUUUGAGAAUGGAAAUAUUUAUAAAGGAAAUUUCCAAGAAGGCAGAGCCCAUGGAAAAGGUGUAUACACUUGGGUCUCAGGCGAGUGCUACGAAGGAGAAUGGGUCAAAGGACAUAAGCAUGGCAAAGGCAUCUGGAAAGGCCAUGAUGGCGAAUACUUCAUGGGUGACUGGAAACGCUCCAAACCUCAUGGAUAUGGUAUGCACAUUUGGAAAAAUGGAGACCGAUAUGAAGGUGAAUGGCAAAAAGGUCUUAAAUCAGGCAGUGGAACUGAUAUUUUCAAGAAUGGAGAUGUCUAUGUUGGAGAAUAUCAUGAAGGCAAGUUCAAUGGGAAAGGAAAAUUUGUAUGGAGUCAAGGUAUGGCUUAUGAAGGAGAGUUCAAGGAUGGCAUGAGGCAUGGUCAAGGUAUUUGGAGAGAGUCAAAUUCUCCAAAUGCAACUUCCUAUGAAGGCAGUUAUUUUAAUGAUAAGAAGCAUGGAGAGGGUGUAUAUAAAUGGAGAAGUGGUAGUCAUUACAAAGGAAAUUUCUAUAAUGAUCAAAGAGACGGGUAUGGAGAGAUGUACUGGAUCGAUGGAAGUUCGUAUAAGGGCCAAUGGGAAAAAGGAGCCCAAAGAGGCGAAGGAUUAAUGGCUUAUUCAGAUAAAGAAGUAAAAAUAGUUGAAACUAAUUCCUCAAGAAACCCAUCUAUUGCAAAUAAUGAGCUAUAUAAUUCCAAUAGUUUAAGCCAAUCAGAGAACAAGGCACCUCCAAAUCACAACCUCCUUUCUGAGGGAUCACUUUAUAACCAAAGUGAUCAUAAUCAAGAACAUUCAUUAGCAUAUAGUGACCAAAAGAACAGCAUGAAGAUGAAACUUAUCAACCAAAAUAAACAAGCUUUUAACACAAGCAACGGAAGAUUUAGAAUUGAUCAAAUUGAUGAAAAGAUUAGAGAAACAAAAUCAAUAAAUUAUCGGAAUUUUAUCCAAAUUCAAGAGGGAAAUCACAAGAGAAUCCUUUCCAAGCAAUUUCCUAGAAUUCCUCCAAUGAGCCAGGUGACUUCUAAUAUCGAUUAUGAAUCAGUUGCUGGAAGCAUGAUGCCUCGAAGGAAUAUGAAUGUGAAUAAAAUACUUGCUUCGACCAGCCACUACACAACUCCUGGUGGAAAUAGGUCAUUUGAUAUUUCUCAACAACAAAGAAUCAACACUGGUAAUAAAAGUUUUGGAAGUUUGAACCAAAAGAGGGUACUAAAGAAUCUGAAAUACCGCGAUCUCACUACAGAGCCAAAGGCAGUGAUAAAGAUCCUGCGAAAGAGUAGGAAGAAAAAGAACAAGGGAGGACAUAAUUUCAAGAUUAGGUCAAAUUCUCAUGUUGCGAGAUCUGUAUUCAGCAAUUAUACAAGGGAAACUAAGAACGCAUACCUUGGAUUGUCUAAUAAUACUAAGAAGAAACAGAUCUCAGAACUGUACAUUAAGAGGAAGUUGUCCCACCGGAAUCCAUGGAGACCCAGUGGUCUGAGAGAUGCUUUGUUCAAUAAGCCUAAGUAA
This is a messenger RNA of Moneuplotes crassus, 1680 nucleotides long. NCBI's taxonomy places the organism in Eukaryota, Ciliophora, Spirotrichea, Euplotida, Euplotidae. The record is from the annotation of a GenBank genome assembly.